UGUAUUUGCUUCAAUCCUUGUUAUCACAAGUGCCGAUAUGAGAGCCCAUCGCAUGCGCCGAACUUCAAACAUAUCUUAGUGCCUAGUCAUUCAGUAUAUGACUGAUGUUUCAAAUUUUUUUUGUUGCUUAAGGAGCACUCUGCAAUAAAAGCGAGUAUUAAGAAGUUCUUCAAUGCAGCACCUGAUUUUUGCUUUAAUUCCAUUGGCUGGAGGCUUUCUAUCUGUGAACAAAAACGAACCGAUCUCCAGGAACUCAAACCAUUAUCCUGGUCCCUUUCAUGUGAAUCGGUCUAACGCAGCACAUCCUGGUCGAUGCGAAAGCGGAUGGACUUAUUACGAUGAAACCGAUGCUUGCUAUAAGAUACCGUCAUCGCUAAGAAAUUCGGGAUGUUUCAAGCACCUCUCAUACGUGCAAGUCCUGAUGGCGAGCAUAUUCUUCAAGCGUCUAGCUUUUCAUAAAAUGCAGUUUUGCUUAGUAUCCCAAAGCUUGUGCCAAUAAUUGCUUUAGAGCAAUAAAAACUUGGAAA
Molecule: messenger RNA, 527 nt
Organism: Cylicocyclus nassatus
Lineage: Eukaryota; Metazoa; Nematoda; Chromadorea; Rhabditida; Strongylidae
Source: the annotation of a GenBank genome assembly